Propithecus coquereli (Coquerel's sifaka) is the source of this 1374-nucleotide messenger RNA. RefSeq names its product interleukin-1 receptor-associated kinase 2 (gene IRAK2). Bases 46 to 1374 code for a protein of 442 amino acids. Lineage: Eukaryota; Metazoa; Chordata; Mammalia; Primates; Indriidae. Gene Ontology annotation, biological process: protein phosphorylation; intracellular signal transduction; interleukin-1-mediated signaling pathway. Gene Ontology annotation, cellular component: cytoplasm; nucleus; plasma membrane. The transcript is spliced from 10 exons. The record is from RefSeq and is a predicted model, not a curated record. Gene Ontology annotation, molecular function: ATP binding; protein kinase activity; protein binding.
AGCCGGGCCCGCUGCGUGCGACUCAGUUCCCCGCGCAGCCCCGCUAUGGCCUGCUACAUCUACCAGCUGCCCUCCUGGGUGCUGGACGACCUGUGCCGAAACAUGGACACGCUCAGCGAGUGGGACUGGAUGCAGUUCGCCUCCUACGUGAUCACAGAUCUGACCCAGCUGCGGAAGAUCAAAUCCUUGGAGCGGGUGCAGGGCACGAGCAUCACGCGGGAGCUGCUGUGGUGGUGGGGCAUGCGGCAGGCCACCGUCCAGCAGCUCGUGGACCUCCUGUGCCACCUGGAGCUCUACCGAGCCGCCCAGAUCGUCCUCAACUGGAAAUCGGUUCCUAAAAUCGGGUCUCCCACUCCAGGCUUCCCGGAUGCUGUGAAGCCGGGAAGGCCUUUGGCAGCUUCUAUUAGAACUACCCAGAAUAUGCAGGAAGAAGAACAGCCUGUGAGGCCAGUCCCUUUUCCGGGCCCAGAGUCUGCUCCAGCCAGAGGCCACCAGCAGGCCUUUCUACUGCCUCCUUCUGAAGAAGAUGCCCCUCAUUCCUUAAAAACUGACCUCCCCGCUUCAUCGGACUCAAAGGAUUGCAGCACCUCCAUUCCUAAGCAGGAAGAGCUUUUGAGCUUGGCUGGAGACAGCCUUUUCUGGAGUGAGGCAGACGUGGUUCAGGCAACUGAUGACUUCAAUCAAAACCACAGAAUAAGCGAGGGGACCUUUGCUGACGUCUACAGAGGGCAAAGGCACGGGACGCCACUCAUCUUCAAGAAGCUCAGAGAGACAGCCUGCUCAAGUCCAGGAUCAAUUCAAAGAUUCUUCCAGGCAGAGGUACAAGUUUGUCGUAGAUGCUGCCACCUGAACAUCUUACCUGUGCUGGGCUUCUGUGCUGGAAGACGGUUUCACAGCUUGAUCUACCCCUACAUGGCAAAUGGUUCUUUACAGGACAGACUCCAGGGCCAGGGUGGCUCAGACCCUCUCCCCUGGCCCCAGCGUGUCAGCAUCUGCUUGGGGCUGCUUUGUGCCAUUGAGCACCUGCAUGGCCUGGAGAUCAUCCACAGCAACGUCAAGAGCUCCAAUGUUUUGUUGGACCAAAAUCUCAUCCCCAAGCUGGCUCACCCAUUGGCUCACCUGUGUCCUGUCAACAAAAGGUCAAAGUACACCAUGAUGAAGACCCACCUUUUCCAGGCCUCAGCCGCAUAUCUUCCAGAAGAUUUCAUCAGGGUGGGGCAGCUGACAAAGCGAGUGGACAUCUUCAGCUAUGGAAUAGUAAGAGCUUCCUGCGUAGACCUGGGCACGCGCUCACCCAUCCUUCCCACAGCUCUUUGUAGCACAGGGUGCGGUGGCGGCACAGAGACGCGUUCCGCUACAGAUGUCAUCUCCUGA